UAACUAUGAAGAUCCUGCUAUUUUGCCUGCUGGGCCUCCUGCAACCUCUUCAGGCCGUCGACUCCAACUUCAAAAAUAAUAUCGGCAAGUUAGUGUCAGGAAAAGACACAUCAGAACAAUAUGAGAACUUCAAAAGACAGCACAUAUUUGAAAACAUGGAUCCAGAAAACUGCAAUUCGGUGAUUGAAGACAAUCGUAUCCGAUAUCCUAACAAUAAAUGCAAGCAGAGAAACACGUUUAUUUCUGCUAAUGAGGAGAAUGUAAAAUCUGUUUGUAAAGGUCAAAACAAUAAUAUUAAGGGAGGGGUUCUCACAGUGAGUAAAGGAAAGUUUGAUCUUGUUGUUUGUGACAUUCUCGAUAAAAAUAGCUUUUACCCCAAUUGUGUCUAUAAGGGAAGUAAUUCCACUAACAUGCACAUUAAAGUAAGCUGCAAAGGUGGUCUACCUGUGCACUAUGAAGGAGACACCACGUCUAAAGAAGGAGGAGACCAUGUAUAAAGAACG
Messenger RNA from Cyprinodon variegatus (sheepshead minnow), 503 nucleotides. RefSeq names its product ribonuclease-like 3 (gene rnasel3). The transcript has a single exon. The record is from RefSeq and is a predicted model, not a curated record. Lineage: Eukaryota; Metazoa; Chordata; Actinopteri; Cyprinodontiformes; Cyprinodontidae. Gene Ontology annotation, molecular function: nucleic acid binding. The coding region runs from base 6 to 497 and encodes 163 amino acids.